AUGAACGGUGAAGAUAUGCCGUCUAUAGGGCCCGUUGACAAUAUGCAAGUGGCUGAUGGGCAGCGAUAUAUUGCUGGUGGAAACGGCAAUUCGCAAAUAUCCAGGCUUAUAGAGACCUGUCACGUAAAGCUUAUCCUGAUAACGAGGGAAUUAUUGGGAAAGUUGAACCAGAAAAAGGAUAUAUGCAGGAGUGUUCCCAAGGACGAGUUCAAGGUUGAUGCUAGAAAGGCCGUUCAAGCGACAGGUCAAGAAUGGAUCCCGUUUGACUAG
This is a messenger RNA of Fusarium redolens, 270 nucleotides long. RefSeq lists its product as uncharacterized. The transcript has 2 exons. The record is from RefSeq and is a predicted model, not a curated record. The coding region runs from base 1 to 270 and encodes 89 amino acids. NCBI's taxonomy places the organism in Eukaryota, Fungi, Ascomycota, Sordariomycetes, Hypocreales, Nectriaceae.